AUGAAGUUUGUAGAGUUAUCUUCCUAUGCUUAUUCUGGUGCAGUCGAUCAUCCUCUUCUCAUUGAGCAAUUCCUGUGUCGCUUGACUCCUUCGAUACUUGGUUUAAUUUCCACUAUGACCUUUGCCAACUUGAAUGAGUGUAUGAUAGCAACCUUGUGGACUGAGGCACGUCAAGACGCAAUUGAGAAAAAGAGUUCGGACCGAGAAAGAGUAAAUGACCAAAAAAUGAACAAGAAGAACCAAGGGCGGUGGUUAUCCCAAGGACAUCAGCUUAGUGGGGGUAGCACUAGUAGCGGUUCUUCAGGAAAGGCUCAAAUUGGGCCGAUGGGUGUUUUAGCUGUGGCCAACAAGAUCAUAAGAAGAAAGAUUUCCCGCAAUGACAAUAGAGAUCCCAACCAUCACAUGGAGUGUCCAUAUGGACCUAUAGGUUCAAUUAGGGAGGAGGUUCUAGUGCGAGCACAAGCCAUCCUGGUCAAGGAAAGUGGAAAGCAAAAGGAAAAGCCUCUGGUCAAGCCUAUGCUCUUGGAGGUGAUGAUGUGCAAGGAGGAACAAGCUAAGGAGUUGUGGAUGGUAUGCAUGUUGGGUUUGGGUUGGGAAACUUUUAGUCCUGCCUUGCAGUUGAGUGUACCUAUGGGAGGGCAUGAUGAGGUAUCCACCAUCUGUAAAUCAGUUUGUGUUGUGUUUGAAGGGCAUAAGUUUUUAGAAUCAUAUCCUAGGAAAAUAAAGUUAGAGUGUUAUGGGAGUUUGUUUGAAAUUGGGGAUGAGUCUAGGUCUCGAGACAAGUUUCCUUGGAUAUCAGUGGUUAGUGGCUUUCCAGAUGUGUUUCUUGAGGAUUUUUUAGGGCUACCAACUAAUAGUGAGAUCGAGUUUUGCAUUGAUUUGAUUCUCGGGACUCAAAUAGUUUGUAUUGCACCUUAUCAAAUGUCACUUGCAGAGUUGGAUAAAUUGAAAAAGCAAUUGGGUCAGCUGAUGGAUAAAUGUUACAUCAGGAACAGUACUUCCCCAUUGGGAGCUCUAGUCUUGUUUGCCAAGAAAGCAAAUGAAUCCUUGCGACUGUGCGUCGAUUAUAGGAAAUUGAAUCAUAUGGAAAUUAAGAACAAGUAUCUUUUGCCAAGAAUAGAUGAGUUGUUAGAUAAGCUCAGAGGUUCAAAGUGUUUUUCCAAGAUUGACUUGAGGUCAAGCUAUCAUCAAUUGAGGAUUACGGAAGAGGAUAUUCCUAAGACUGCUUUCAAGACGCGUUAUGGACACUUUGAGUUUUUGGUGAUGCCAUUUGGAUUUACUAAUGUGCCUGCAACAUUUAUGGACUUUAUGAAUAUGAUCUUUAGACCUUAUUUGGAUAAGUUUGUGGUAGUUUUUAUUGAUAACAUUUUGGUGUAUUCCAAGACACCUGAGGACCAUGUUGAGCACUUAUCAAUUGUGUUGAAAACUUUGAGAGAUCAUCAUUUAUAUGCUAAGAAAGGGAAAUGUGACUUCAGGAUGACUAAUGUCAAAUUCUUAGAGCAUGAUGAAAGUUUUGAAGAUGCUUUCAGAGAACUGAAGCAAAGAUUGACUACGACGCAUGUUCUCACUGUGCCUAAUAGUGAUGAACUGUAUGUGGUAUUCAUUGAUGCUUUUGGUACUGGUUUAGGAGAAGUUCUCAUGCAAAAUGGCAAGGUUGUUGCCUAUGCUUCAUGCCAAUUGAAUCCACAUGAGAAGAACUACCCCAUGCAUGACUUAGAACUUGUAGCAGUGAUUUUUGCCUUGAAGAUUUGGAGAUGUUACUUGUAUGGGGCAAAGUUUGAAUUAUAUUCUAAUCAUAAGAGUUUAAAAUAUCUCUUCACUCAAAGAGACUUGAAUUUGAGGCAAAGAAUAUGGGUCGAGUAUAUGAAAGAUUAUUAUUUCACUUUGCAAUGUCAUCCUGAAAAAGCGAAUGUGGUCGUUGAUGCAUUAAGUAGAAAACCUCAUGGUUUGCUUCAAUCUUUGCCUAUACUAGAAUGGAAGUGGGACAAGAUCACGGUGGACCUUGUGACUGGAUUACCAUUGACACCAUUAAAUCAUGACACUGUUUGGGUGAUUGUCGAUCGUUUGACCAAAUCUGCUCAUUUUAUUCUAAUUAGGAAGGAUUAUAAGACUUCUAGACUAGCUCGACUUUAUGUGGAUAAUAUAGUUCAACUGCAUGGGGUUCCUUCAAGCAUUGUUUCAGAUAGAAAUCCUCAAUUUACAUCAAGGUUUUGGCGAGCAUUGCAAAAAGCCUUGGGGACUGAGCUUAAGUUGAGCACUGCUCACCAUCCUCAGCCAGAUGGACAGUCUCAGAGGACCAUCCAAACUUUGGAGGACAUGCUUCGUUCUUGUAUUUUGGAUUUUGGAGGUAGUUGGGGAGAACACUUGUCUUCGGUAGAACCAGAUGAGCAUGUCACUAUUGGACCUCAAAUUAUUGCUAGUACCACUAAGAAGAUCAAAGACAUUCAAGAGAGACUUAAGGUUGUUCAAAGUCAUCAGAAAAGUUAUGCCGAUCUCCACCGACGAGAAGUUGAGUUUGAGGUUGGUGACUAUGUCUUCUUUAAAGUUACUCCUAUGCAUGGUGUGAUGAGAUUUGGAGUAAAGGGUAAGCUAGCCCCGAGGUGUAUUGGACCUUUUAAGGUUAUCGAGUGGGUUAGGGAGGUUGCUUAUCGAUUGAGCUUACCAGCAUGGUUGGGGCAUGUUCUCAAUGUGUUCCAUGUGUCGAUGUUGAGGAAGUGUACUCCAGGCCCGUCACACAUCACUGAGUAUGAGGCUAUCCCUCUUCAAGAGAAUGUGACAUACGAAGAGAAACCUAUCAGAAUUCAGACAAGAGAGUUAAAGGUGCUAAGGAAUGAAGAGAUUCAAGUAGUCAAGGUCUUAUGA
Molecule: messenger RNA, 2862 nt
Organism: Humulus lupulus (European hop)
Lineage: Eukaryota; Viridiplantae; Streptophyta; Magnoliopsida; Rosales; Cannabaceae
Exons: 7
Coding region: 1-2862 (953 amino acids)
Biological process (GO): DNA integration
Molecular function (GO): nucleic acid binding
Source: RefSeq, a predicted model, not a curated record